Messenger RNA from Cynocephalus volans (Philippine flying lemur), 969 nucleotides. It is a transcript of the gene CRHBP, whose product is annotated as corticotropin releasing hormone binding protein. Gene Ontology annotation, molecular function: corticotropin-releasing hormone binding. The coding region runs from base 1 to 969 and encodes 322 amino acids. The record is from RefSeq and is a predicted model, not a curated record. NCBI's taxonomy places the organism in Eukaryota, Metazoa, Chordata, Mammalia, Dermoptera, Cynocephalidae. Gene Ontology annotation, biological process: hormone-mediated signaling pathway; negative regulation of corticotropin secretion; negative regulation of corticotropin-releasing hormone receptor activity. The transcript has 7 exons.
AUGUCCUCUAACUUCAAACUUCAGUAUCACUUCAUUCUGAUCUUCCUGGCGGCUCUAAGAGGCGAGAGCCGGUACCUAGAGCUGCGGGAAGCGGCGGACUACGACCCUUUCCUGCUCAUCAGCGCCGACCUGAAGCGGCAGCUGGCGGGGGAGCAGCCGUACCGGCGCGCGCUGCGGUGCCUGGACAUGCUGAGCCUCCAGGGCCAGUUCACCUUCACCGCCGACCGGCCGCAGCUGCACUGCGCCGCUUUCUUCAUCGGCGAGCCCGAGGAGUUCAUCACCAUCCACUACGACCUGGUCUCCAUCGACUGCCAGGGCGGGGACUUCCUGAAGGUAUUUGAUGGUUGGAUUCUCAAGGGGGAGAAGUUCCCCAGUUCCCAGGAUCAUCCUCUCCCCACAACUGAGCGGUACAUUGAUUACUGUGAGAGUGGUCUCAGCAGAAGGAGCAUCAAAUCCUCCCAGAAUGUGGCCAUGAUCUUCUUCCGGGUCCAUGAACCAGGAAAUGGAUUCACAUUAACUGUAGAGACAGACCCCAACCUCUUUCCCUGCAAUGUCAUCUCUCAGACCCCAAAUGGGAGGUUUACCCUGGUAGUUCUGCAUCAACAUCGAAACUGCAGCUUCUCCAUAAUUUAUCCUGUGGUGAUCAAAAUAUCUGAUCUCACCCUGGGACACGUAAAUGGUCUUCAGUUAAAGAAACCCUCAGCAGGUUGUGGGGGAAUAGGAGACUUUGUGGAGCUGCUAGGAGGAACUGGAUUGGACCCUUCCAAGAUGAUGCCUUUAGCUGAACUCUGCUAUCCCUUUCAUGGCCCUGCCCAAAUGAAAAUUGGCUGUGACAACACUGUGGUGCGUGUGGUCUCCAGUGGAAAACAUAUAAAUCGUGUGACUUUUGAGUAUCGUCAGCUGGAACCAUACGAACUGGAAAACCCAAACGGAAACAGUAUCCGGGAAUUCUGUUUGUCUAGUCUUUAA